AUGAAAUUUAAUAAUUGUAUAAAUUUAAAGGAUGUAAAAAAAAAGAAAAAAAAAAAAGAACAAAAAGGAACAAAUGAACAUUUUUUAUUUGAUAAUGAAGAAGAAUUAGAUAUAAGUGAUCUAAGAAAUCAGAAUAACAAAAAAGUAGAAAAUCGUGUUCAAAUAAAUCAAGAAGACUUAUUAUUAAAUGUACUAAAUAUAAAUAAAAGAUAUUUAGAAGAAAAUGAAAGAAUGAAAAAUAAUGAUAUAAAUAUAAACUCGUAUAUUAUUAUAGAGAACUUAAAAAAUGAAAAAAAAAUCAAAACAUAUUAUGAAUUUUAUAAUUUUACAAAAUUUCAAAAUAUUGAUAAAAGCUAUGAAAAAAAUAACUUAAUCAAUUUUUAUAAUGAUCAAAAUGUUUUUUGUUAUUCAAAAGAGGAAAUUAAAGUUCAGAAAAAUGACUCAACAAGUAUAAGCAAGAAAUAUAAAAAAGAACAUAAAAAAAAAACAAUAAAUAUUGCUACCUCUGAUAUAUCAAAUAUUACGAACUUAAAGUGGGAUAAUUUAUCUAAAAAUUAUUUAUUAGAAUGUUGCAAUGGUAUAAAUGGAAUUAACUUAAAUAUUCACAAUACUGAUUUCAUUGAAAUACAAGACAUCUUUGAUGAAAAUAGAUUAAACAAAAUAAAAAAUAAAAAUUUCUGCUUUUAUAAAGACAUUAAAAUUAAAAAACACAAAAAAGUCAAAAACAUAAACUAUUAUGAAAGUAGUAAAAAUAGAAAUAAAAUUAAAAAUAAUGAUGAAAUAGAAAAAAAAAAUUUUAAUGAUAAUAUUGAAAGUUAUAAUGAAGAAAAAAAAAAAGAAGAGGAAUAUUUUUUUUCAGAAAUAAUAAAUGAAAAUGAUAAUAACUAUAAUAAUGUGAAUAACACUGAAAAUAAUGAAAGUAAUAUCAAUAAAGAAGAAAUUUAUUUGUUAGAAAAAAAAAAUGAUUUAAUUGAUUUAAAAGAGAACAAAAGUUCCAGUGAACAGAAGAUUUCAAAGAGUUAUUCAGGUGAUUUUAUCGAUUUAGAUAUUGACAAAGAAUUUAACUUUAAUGAUGAAAGUAAAAGUGAUAACAUAGAAGAAAAUAUAGAAAAAGGAGAAAGUGAAAAAGAAAAUACAAAAAAAAAUGAAGACAUAUUAGAUAAUAAAAAAGAAUACUCUGAUAGUAUUUUUUCUGAUUUUUCCUUUGACUGCAAUAAUUCAGAUGUAGACAAUAAAAUAAAAUCAAGUAAUAACAAAAAAGAGAAAUUAAAUUAUAUAAAACAUGAUCAAGUAAUAUCAGAUGAGAAAUUAAGUGAAAAGUGUGAUUUUAAUAAUAAUGAUAGUAUUAUAGGAUUGAUAGAUGAUAAUGUUAAUGAUUUAGAAGAAAAUUUAUUUGAUGAAAAUUAUACAUUUUCAAAAAAUAAAAUUCAAAGCAAAGAUUUUGAGGAGGAAGAUAUAAAUAUAAAAUUAAAAGAUGAUGAUAGUAGCUAUACAAAAAGAAAUGAACUGUUUGAUAAAAAUUACAGUAAAUCAAAUAAAAGGGAAAUAACAAAGGACAAUUCUUUGCUAUAUGAUUCCAAUUACGAUGAAAAAAAUGACUCAGCUAAUGAUCAAAAUAAUAUAGAUAAUUUAAAUAACGUGAAUUUACAUUUAAAUGAUGAACAAGAAAUUAUAAAAGAUUUUAAUUUAGAUAAAAGAAGAAAUGGUUUAUUGAAUAAUAUAUACACUUAUAGGAAUUACACUAACAAAAAAAAUGAUUUAUAUUUCCAUGCAGAAAAUGAUUAUAAAAGUAGAAAGAAUAAGGAUGAGUUUGAUUAUUUUAAAAAUAUAUAUAAAGAUUAUAAAAAUUCUUCUAUUUAUAAUGAAUUACAUUUAUUUGGUCAUAACAUUGUAAAUAACAUAUAUAUUUUUAUGUUAUUAAAUUAUAAAUAUAUACGUAAUUACAAUUACAAUAAUUCAAUAUAUCCUUUUAAUUGUGAAGAUUAUUCUGAAUAUGUCUUUAAAAAUAAAUAUUCUGAUAAAAAUAUUUUAUAUGAUGAAAAUAUUAUAAAUGAAAUUUUUAAUUCAAAUAGUAAUAACUAUAAUUUGUUAAGUGAGAAUAAUAAAAAUAAAAAAAAAAAAAAAAAAAAAGAUGAAUAUAAUAAUGCAAUAAUUAAUGAUGAAGAAUAUGAUCAUAAAAAUGAUGAUGAUUGUUCCAUCUCCGCACUAUCUAAUAAUAAUUUCAAUAUUAUUAAUAAUUCAUCUAGUUUAAUAAAUAAUGAUUUGUUUUAUAUGAAUAUAAACAAUUAUUUAAAUAAUAGAAACAAUGAAAAUUAUGAGGAUAAUAUUUAUUUAGAUAAUUUUGCUACUAUAAUGAAAGAUCUGAAUAUAAAUAAUAUAAGAAGAGAAGAUAAAAAUACUAUUUUGCAAAGAAUAAAUAAAAAAUUAUUAUAUGAGCUAAAAAAAAAUACUCAUAUUUCUUAUAUUUUAAAAAAUUUAUUCUUAAAAGAAAAACCUACUUCUGAUUUAUUGUUUAAAUCCUUAAUUUAUCGUUAUGAUGAAUAUAAAUUUUUAAAAAAUGAAUAUAAUAAUGAUAUUUUAAAAUGCAAUGGUAACGUUGAAAAAAAAAAAAAUGGUGAUAUUUUUGAUAGUAAUUAUUCACUUGUUGAAAAAAGUGAAAUUCGUCUACAUAAUACAAAGGAUAGUUUUUUUCAUAAUAAAAAAUUAAGAUUAAAAUGUUUAGAGAAUACAUUAAAUAAAACAAAGAACAUUAUAUUUUUUUCUAAUUUGAAAUUAGAUAAUUAUUAUAAAAAAAGAAAUCCACAUGAAAUAGAAAAUAUGUUAAUUUCUAAUAAUAAUGUUUAUAUUCAUACAAGAAUGUCAAAUGAUUAUUAUUAUAAUUAUGAGCUUUCUAAUAAAAGAGGAAUAAUAGCUUUUUCGAGAUUCCAUAAGUUGGAUUUUAGAACAAAUAUCGAUAAAUAUUUUUAUAAUAAUGCAUAUGAAAAAUGUAAGAGACAAGAAAUAGAGGGAGAGUUUGAUUUUUUAAAUGUAAAUGGAAUGAAAAAUGAAGGAAAAUUAUAUUCUGAUAAAGAAGAAAAGAAUUUUAUUAAUAAGUAUGAUCAUAAAAUAAAUAAAUAUAACUACUUGACUAAUGUAAAUAAUAAUAAUGAUAUUAAUAAACCUUUUGAUAUCUUAAAUAUAUUACUGGAUGACCAGUUUGAUUUUAAUCCAUAUAUAAUAAAUAUAUGGGAAAUAGAAAACAAUUAUGAUAAUUCUGUUACUUCUGAAUAUAAAAAUAACAAAAAUUCAGAUAAUCAAUCAUUUUUAUUUUUUAAUAACUCAUGUUUAUUAUUAAAUGAUGACAGUCCUUUAGUUAUAUUGGAAUAUUUAGAAAAAGACCCUCUAGUACUGUUAAAAAUUGGAAUGAAUAGCAAAUUAAAUCAUUAUUUUAUGUGUAAAGAUGAAGAAAAUCUAUAUUCUUUUGAUUAUAAAAAUAAAUUAAAAAAAAGUGUUGAACCCUUUGGAGAAAUAAAUGUAAUAAACAAUUCUAUCAAUUAUUUAGGUGUUUCUAUUAAAUUGAAGAAAUCAAAACAAAAAUUAACUUUUAUUGAAAAUGAAUUAUUUAAAGCUUUUUUAUUUACCAUUCCAAUAUAUCAAAUUGAUAAUAAGAAAGAACAAAAAUUUCAUGAAAUUGAUAAUUUUAAUGAAUCAAAUAAUCAAAAUAUAAAUUUAAAUGAUAAUAACGUACUACUGAACAGUAACUAUUCAAAUUAUAAUAAAAAUGAUGUUAUAGUUAAUAAAGAUAAUGUUAUAAUGAAUGAUAAAGCAAAUUAUAACACUAUCAAUGAUAUAAAUUAUGAUUUACAAAAAAAUGAAAAAAUCAAAAAUAAUGAUAUGUACGCUUCUUCAGAUUUUAACAAAAAAAUUAAAUCAAAUAACAGUUAUAUACAAAAUAACUAUGAUUCUCAUUUGAAUCAGGAAAACCAUUUCUAUUAUACAGAUUUUUUGCUUGUAAGAAAUUUUUCAAAUAGCAAAUUUAAAUUUUUUUUAAAACCUUUAUACGUUGAUUUAAAAAUGUAUAAUGAAGAAAAUGACAAAUAUGAAAUGAAAAAAGAAAUUAAAGGAAAAAAUUAUAAAGAUAGUAACAAUUAUUCUUUUAAUAUCACUAAUAGUUACAAUUAUUACUACAGAGAAGAAGAAGAAGAAAAAAAAAAAAAAAAAGAAAGAAAUGAUAAUAAUAUGGAGAAUCAAAGUGAAAAAAAUAAUAUAGAAAGUUUUAAUAAUAAUUAUUUUAAUUGUAUUUUUUAUAACGUGGGAUUUUUAGAUAUUAACAUAGAUAUGAUAAAUCCAUUAUAUAAAAAGUACAUAGGGGAAAAAAGAAAUUAUAUAAGAAGUUGGUUAAUAAAAUUAAUUAUCAAAUAUAAAAUUAAAGAUAUUAAAAAAAUUAAAGAAAUUUUAAAGAAAAAGUUAAGUGCUUUUAUCAAUGAAAAGGAUAUUAAUGCUAUUGUAAAAUCGCUUGAUUUUAAUUUUUUGUUAAGUAAAAGCUACUUAGACGAUGUAGAUGAAAAGAAUUAUUAUAAAAUAAAAAAUGUAUGUAUGAUUGAGUGUGUAUAUCAUUAUUUACAGUUAUUUAAAUAUGAAGGUAUAAACUUUAAAAAUAUUAUAGAGAAAGAAGAAAAAUUAAACAAAUUAAUAUCUAUUUUAAAAAUAGAAAAAGAAAGAGCUACUAAUAAUAUUAUAAAUGCAAAAAAGAAAAUGAAUUAUAUCUAUGAAAAAUAUUGUUAUAAAAAAGAAGCAAAAGCUAUAGAUUUUGAUAUAAAAGAAGAAAAUAUUAAAUUACCAUUAAUAAAUAAUUAUAAUUUUGUUGGAAAUUCUUUUUUUGAUAAAAAUAUGCUAAAUUAUUUGUUUUAUAUUAAAUAUCUUAUUUCAUAUUCUCCAUGGAAUUUAUUAAAAGAUUAUAGUAAUGUUUCUAAUUUAAAGAAAAAAGAAAAUUAUAAAUAUGAAAAAAAGAAAAAAAAAAAAAAAAAAAUGAAGAAAAAAAAGGAUGUAAAAUAUGAUGAAGACAAUGAUACACAAGAAGGUGAAGAAGAAGAAGAAAUAGAAACAGAUAUAGAAAAAAAAGAAAAAGAAAAAUUAGAAUCAGAAUCAGAGUCAAAGUCAGAGUCAGAACUAGAAAUAGAAGAAAAAGAAGAAACCGAAGAAGAGAAAUAUGAAGAAAGGGAAAAAGAAACAGAAAGGGCAUCAUAUGAUAUUGAGGAAGAUAGUGAAGAACAUGAAAGACAAAGGGAUGAUAAAAAUGAAACAGAUGAAGAAUCAGAUUAUGAAAAAGAAAUAGAAUCAGAAAAAAAUGAAAAAGAAGAGGAAUCAGAAAAAAAUGAAAAGGAAGAGGAAUCAGAAAAAAAUGAAAAAGAAGAAGUAUCAGAAUAUGAAGACGAAGAUGAAGAGAAAGAAAAUGAAAAAGAAGAUAAAGAGGAGAAUAAUUUUGAGGAAGAUGAAGAUGAAAAUGAUGAAAAAAAAAAAAAAAAAAAAAAAGUUGUAAAAUAUAAUGAAGAAACAGAAGAUGAAGAGAAAAAAGAAAAAGAUAUUAGUUUAAAAAUAAAGAAUAAUGCUAAUAAUAUAAAUAAUGACGAAGAUUUCAUUAGUGAUAACAUACACAAAAACAGGAAAAAUAGUUCUUGCACAAAUAAAAAAAAAGCUAGAAAAAAUUAUGCAUAUGCUAAAUAUUUAUUUAAUCAUAUUUUAUACAAUGAAAAAUUACAACACAAUAAAUUAUCAAAACAACUGAAAAAUAAUUCUACUCCAAUAGAUAAUCCUACUGAUUUUAAGAAACAUAAAAAUAACUUGAUAAGCAUUAAAAAAAAAAUUUUUAUGCAAAAUAAUAGUAUUUUAAAAAGAGAUAUAAAUAAAAAAGGACAUGAAUUAGAGAAAAAUAAAGCGAAUCACAAUUUUAUUAAAAAGAAUAAAAAUUCCUUUUUUAAUACGAGAAUUAAAUAUAAUUUUAGUUAUUUUCAUACUAAAAAGCAUUUGAAUCAGGAUAUUGAUAAAACAAAAAAUAAAAAUAAAAAGUAUAAUCAAUAUGAUGACGAAGAAGAAAGUAAGGGAGACGAUAAUGAAGAUUAUGAAGAAAAAGAAAAAGACGACGAGGAUGAAAAUUAUGAUUAUGAUUUAGAUGAUGAUAUAAAUUUAAAUAAAAAAAAAAGUAGUAUGAAUAAAUAUAAAAAUGGCAAAUGUGAAUUAAAAAAAAAAAAAAAAAGACAUAAUAUGUUAAUUGAUAGAUAUAGUAAUGAGAAAAAAAUUAAUAAAGAUUUUAAAAAUAUAAAAGAAUUCAAUAAAAAUUAUGAUUUUCUAAAUAAUAUUAAAAGUGGAGUAAAUUUAGGAAUUAAAGAUAUAACGAAAACUCUUUUAUAUUUGGGUUUUAAUAUAAAUGAUAUAAAAAAAAUGAAUAGAAACGAGCAAAUAAGUACGAUAAAAAAAUAUAUGAAAAAAGGGGCAUUAAAUAGUGAUAACAAAAUUAUAUAUAUAUCAAUGAUUAAAAAAAUUAUAUGUGAACAAUUUAAAAAUUUGUAUCAUCCUGUAUAUUUAAAAUAUAAUAAUAAUAUUUUAUACAUAAAUGAAAAAAAAAGUUUAUUAAAUGAUAAAAAAAUAUCUAAUUUAUAUAAUAAUGAAAAACAUAAUAAGGUGUAUACACUUAUAAAAAAAAAAAAGAAAGUAGAGAAAAAUAGAAUAAAUUUAAUAAAAAGUUUUUUUUGUGAUUCAUCAAGUGAUAGUCAUUCCUCUCAUACUUCUUCCUCAUCUUCAUCUUUAUCUUCCUCAAAAAAUCUUUAUUCUGAUAAGGAAAAAGAAAAAAAGAAAAAAAAAGAAAAAAAUAAUAAUGAAGGAAAGAAUGAGGAUGAUGAAGAAGAGGAAAAGAAACAUUUAGAAAUAAUACGUGAAAUACAAACAAAAAAAAGUAAUUUUGAAGAUCAUGAGAAUAAUUAUAAAUUAAUUCACUGUCUGAAAUGGACAAGGAUAUACAUAAGAAGAAGUGAUAAUAGCAUAUGUGAAUUUGAAAAUUUUGAGAAUAACAAUAUUGAUGAAAAUGGUAGUAAAAUAAAACCAUCAUUUAAAUAUAGUGAUGAAAAUCUAGAAAAAAUAAAGGAAGAUGAAAAAAAAAAUUAUUCUUUUGAGAACUUAAAAAGUAAAAACAACAUAUUAUUAAAAAAUUCGUUUAAAAAUAUUGAAAAAUAUCUUGUUAAUGAAAAUAAUAAAAUAGAAAAUGUGCAGACUUUAUAUAUAUAUGGAGAGCAAAAUAUAAAUAUCUUUUUAAAAUGGAAACAUUUUAGAAAUAUGUUAAAAAGAUACUUCACUCUUUUAAAUAAUAAAAAAGAUGAAAAAGAAGAUAUAAAUGAAGAAGAAUAUUUAAAAGAUAAUUCAGAGCAUAAACUGAAUUCCUAUAAUGAAGAUAUAAUACAUGAUGAAAAUAUAUGUUUUAGUCAAUUUAAAAAAAGAAAAAAGAAAAAAAAGAAAAAAGGUUUAUCAGCAAGUUUUAAAAACAUACUUAAUAUAUUUCCAACUAUAGGAGAAGAUAUAAAAACGUGGAAUAUAAGUAAAAAUACUCUAGAAAAUAAUGAUUUGAAAAAUGAGAAAAAAAAAAAUAAUAAACCUGGUGAAAAUACUGAUAGCAAAGAGAAAAAAAGAAAAAUUAAUGAAAUAUAUAGUGAUAAUAAAAAUGUAGUAAGUAAAAAAUUUAUGAACACGAAUUACUCAAUGAACAAUAAGAAACAUAACAAAAAUCUGCAUAAUAUUAGUAAAGAUUCUUCCAUCACUGCGCCAAUUAAAAUAACAGCAAAAAAAAAUAAAAUUAGUAAAUCAAAAUCAAAAAGUCAAGGAAGCUACAAUAAAACAAAUACUAUAAAAGAACAUGAAAAAGAAAAAAAAGGAGAUGAUAAAAGUAACGAAGAAAAAAAAUCUCAAAAAAAUCAAAUAAAAAAAACUAGUUCUAUUAACACAAAUGGAAAAGAAAAUGAGGAAGAAAAAAAAACUAAAAAAAAAAGAAAGAAAAGUAAAGAAGAGAAAGAAGAAAAAAAAACUAAAAAAAAAAGUCAUGAAUACAAUAAUAAUAUUAAUUUAACAGAUAAAAGUAUUAGAAAAACUACUAGUUUAUCAGAAGGAAGUACCAAUUCAAAUGUAUAUAACAAAAACGUAGAAGAAAAAAAACGUAAAAAAAUGAAAAAAGGAAACACUUAUAAUAAUAUAAAAGAAAUAAUUGAAAAAUUUAAUGAAAAUUUAUUAAUAAUUAUGAAUGAAAUUUCUCAGGUAUCACACUAUAAACCCUUUUUAAAUGAAGUUAAUGAAACUUAUGCACCAAUGUAUUAUAGUGUUAUUAAAAAGCCAAUGUAUAUAAAUAAAAUAAUUUUUAGGUGUAGAAAAAGAAAAUAUAAUAAUUUAAAUUUAUUUUUUGAUGAUGUUAAUUUAAUUGUUAAUAAUUGUAAACUUUAUAAUACUCCCACCUCAUUAAGUUCUUAUCUUUGUGUUAUUGUUGAUAAUAUGUUUAAAGAAAUUGUAAAUAAAGUAAAAAUUGAUGACAAUUUACAAAAUUAUAAUAAUAUUUUAACAGAGCAUUUUUAUAAAAAUAAAAAUUUCUACAAUACAUGGGAAUGUUUUAAUAUGGAAAAUAAUGAUAUAUGUAAUUAUUCAUCUAAUAGCUUUAAAAAAUUAAAUGAUCUAAUCAUUAACAAUGCAAAACAAGAAGGGUUUUCAAAUAAUUCUAUGCUCUCUUUAGAUAUGCUUUCAGAUGAAACUAAUAAAAAUUCUAGUAUAUUAGAUGUAGAAAUGACUUCUAAUAUAGCAAAUUUUAUGAAUAGUAAUAAUUCUCUUAAUAUGAAAAGUUGCACAUUGACAGAUAAAUUAAAUGAAAGUAACAUAAGUUAUCAAGAUAAUACAGAAGAUAAAGAGGAUAAAAAUGAUCAAGAACACAUAGAAAAUUAA
Plasmodium relictum is the source of this 8946-nucleotide messenger RNA. Its product is annotated as conserved Plasmodium protein, unknown function. Gene Ontology annotation, biological process: positive regulation of transcription by RNA polymerase II; chromatin remodeling. The record is from RefSeq and is a predicted model, not a curated record. The transcript has a single exon. The coding region runs from base 1 to 8946 and encodes 2981 amino acids. Gene Ontology annotation, cellular component: histone acetyltransferase complex. NCBI's taxonomy places the organism in Eukaryota, Apicomplexa, Aconoidasida, Haemosporida, Plasmodiidae. Gene Ontology annotation, molecular function: protein binding; histone H3 acetyltransferase activity.